UAGGGCGGAUGAUUUGGUACUAGGGCCGAUGAUUUGGUACUAUCCCGGAUGGCGGCUGCCGCAGCGAGUAGAGGGUUCCGUGCCAAAUUGGGCCUCCGUGAGAUUCGUAUUCACUUAUGCCAGCGCUCGCCCGGAAGCCAGGGAGUCAGGGACUUCAUCGAGAAACGCUAUGUGGAGCUGAAGAAGGCGAACCCCGACCUGCCCAUCCUAAUCCGCGAGUGCUCCGGUGUGCAGCCCAAGCUAUGGGCCCGCUACGCAUUUGGCCAAGAGAAGAAUGUCUCUUUGAACAACUUCAGUGCUGAUCAGGUAACCAGAGCCCUGGAGAAUGUGCUAAGUGGCAAAGCCUGAAGCCUCCACUGAGGAUUAAGAGCAAGAGCCCCAGAGCCUGAGCUCUGCUGGACUGAGUACAAUGUGGAGAAAUGUGUUCUUCUGCUCUUUAUAAAGCUUGUGCUGAAAAUGCUGUCUCAGGAUGUUCUGCUUCUCAUUCCACCGACUACCCCUUAUUGUGCAAUCAAAUAAGGCACAGCAGCUGAAUAUAAAAAUAAAACUUAUUUUAAUCCGUCCCAUCAAAA
This is a messenger RNA of Kogia breviceps (pygmy sperm whale), 572 nucleotides long. RefSeq names its product NADH:ubiquinone oxidoreductase subunit A2 (gene NDUFA2). NCBI's taxonomy places the organism in Eukaryota, Metazoa, Chordata, Mammalia, Artiodactyla, Physeteridae. The record is from RefSeq and is a predicted model, not a curated record.